AUGCACAGUUUAAAGCGCCGAGCAGCCAGGGUCUCGCCUCCUGGCCCGGGCUCCUCUCCAGGCGCUGACCCCCACCCCUCUCCCUUGCAGAGUCCCGCCGCCGCCUCCCCCAACCCUCCCAGCGCCCCACACCCCGACAGCAUCCCCGAGGGCAGCCAGGAGAGGCCCCCUGGGCCGUGCGCGCCGCCGGGGCUGGCGGAGGCGCUGAGCGCGCUGGGGCUGGAGGGAGAACGCGAGUACGCUGGGGACAUCUUCGCCGAAGUCAUGGUGUGCCGCGCGCUGCCCCGGAGGGCCCUGCCCCCGACCGUGACGCCAGAGAUGCGCGCGCUAGUGGUGGACUGGCUGAUCCAGGUGCACGAGUACCUGGGCCUGGCGGGGGACACGCUCUACCUGGCGGUGCACCUGCUGGAUUCCUACCUGCGCGCCGGCCGAGUGCGCCUACACCGCCUGCAGCUGCUGGGCGUGGCCUGCCUGUUCGUGGCCUGCAAAAUGGAAGAGUGCGUGCUUCCCGAGUCGGCCUCCCUCUGCCUCCUGGGCGCUGGCUCCUUCUCGCGGGCCGAGCUUCUGCGCGCCGAGCGCCGCAUCCUGAGCCGCUUGGAUUUCCGGCUGCAUCACCCGGGCCCGCUACUUUGCCUCGGGCUACUGGCCGCGCUGGCCGGGAGCAGCCCCCAGGUGGUGCUACUUGCCACCUACUUUUUGGAGCUGUCUCUGCUGGAGGCCGAGGCCGCAGGAUGGGAGCCCGGUCGGCGCGCAGCUGCGGCGCUGAGCCUGGCGCACCGCUUGCUCGACGGGGCGGGCUCCGGCCUCGAGCCCUCGCUUUACAGCCCCGCAGAGUUGCGCCCGCUCAAGCCAUGCAUGGUCCGCGCCGCGCUCCGAGGCCCCGCGCCCGGCCGCGCCGCUAUCUUCCUCAAGUACGCGCGACCCCAGCGCCAGGGCACCAGCCUCGCCGCCGCCCGCCUGCUCUGCCGCCCCCAGCCCGGGCCUCCCUAAG
Messenger RNA from Neomonachus schauinslandi (Hawaiian monk seal), 991 nucleotides. RefSeq names its product cyclin P (gene CCNP). Gene Ontology annotation, molecular function: cyclin-dependent protein serine/threonine kinase regulator activity. Gene Ontology annotation, biological process: mitotic cell cycle phase transition; regulation of cyclin-dependent protein serine/threonine kinase activity. Gene Ontology annotation, cellular component: cytoplasm; cyclin-dependent protein kinase holoenzyme complex; nucleus. The record is from RefSeq and is a predicted model, not a curated record. The transcript is spliced from 7 exons. Bases 1 to 990 code for a protein of 329 amino acids. Lineage: Eukaryota; Metazoa; Chordata; Mammalia; Carnivora; Phocidae.